GGCCCGGUUGGCAGGUGCCUUCUCAAAGGCCCAUCGUCCUCCACUUCCUGAGGAGGCAGCAGCAGAACAAAGCCAGCAGAGACUCCUUUUCUCUUCUUCAUCCAGUCACAGCUGCCUCAGCCUCUGCCUCCUGGCACCAUCCUGGGGAAGGACAAGAUGAAGUGGACAGCACUUGUUAUAGUGGCCAUCCUGCAGGCACAGUUCCCAAUUACAGCGGCACAGAGCUUUGGCCUGCUCGAUCCGAAACUCUGCUACCUGUUGGACGGGAUCCUCUUCAUCUAUGGCGUUAUUGUCACUGCCCUGUUUCUGAGAGCGAAGUUCAGCAGGAGUGCCGACGCCCCCGCCUACCAGCAGGGCCAGAACCCAGUCUACAACGAGCUGAAUGUCGGCCGAAGAGAGGAGUAUGCAGUCCUGGAUAGGAGAGGGGGCUUCGACCCUGAGAUGGGGGGGAAACCGAGGAAGAAGAACCCCCACGAAGUCGUGUAUAAUGAGCUAAGAAAAGACAAGAUGGCAGAAGCCUACAGUGAGAUCGGGAUGAAGAGUGACAACCAGCGGCGAAGAGGCAAGGGGCAGGACGGUCUUUACCAGGGACUCAGCAAGGCCACCAAGGACACCUAUGACGCCCUCCACAUGCAAGCCCUGCCCCCUCGCUAAUAGCUGCUGGAGUUUCAGCACUCACAGGCCAGACCUGUAGACGGCCAGAUUGUCAAAGAUACAGGAUAAAGCAUUUAUAACCCAGUUCACUCAUAUUUCUCCACCACCCAAGUAUUUCUCUUUAUGAGUGGGAUGCUUCAAGUUGUAACAUUUGGUCAUACCCAAUUCCAAACUCACACAGAAUUUUGUCCUUGGACGCUGGGAGAGAGUGCAUCCCCGUGCCCUUCCCUGAGGAGUCCACUGUGAACGCACCUUGUUCUCAGGUCUUCUGGUUUCCGGGAGACUGUAGGCAGGCCCUGCUCCCUGCAGCUCCAGGCUCUUAACUGGGAGCCGGGCCCCCUCCUUCUCAAACAUAACUGAAUUCAGGGUGUGUUUUGUAAAGUUCCCAGAGAAACCACAAAUGUUAGUGCCUGUCCUAAUAGUCUGUAUCGUUCUGUCAGCUUUUGAGUAGCUUUGCUGCUGCUGUAAAUUUGGCUUCAGUUGUUACCGUGCCCCCUAAUUUCAAGGUAACUGGUGAUUGGGCCAGGAAGGGGGCAGAGGGGAAGGUGGGAGUAGGUGGCAGUUGGUAGAUGAGGGGUGGGAGCAGGGGAGCCGGAGGCCUGGGGAGGGGUGUGAAGGAGCCCUCCUGCGAUCAAGUGUGCAUUCCCCGUGAUAGAACCUGUAUGCCAGGCCCUCUUUUGGGACCGAGAGAUGAACAGGCCCAGCCUUGCCCUCAAGGAGCCCAUGCUCUCAUAGGGAAGCGAGCUGUGAAGAGUCUGGGAUGAAAGAACAGAGCGGUGUCAUUGCAGAUGUUGAACAGGUGAGCUGGCAGCGAGAGAAGCAAGACCACGUUCUUUGCAGCCACUUGCUCACCUCAUGGAGUGAGACAAACCCAUCUCAUCAAACGGGCAAGGCCUUGAAGGACGACUUGGUAUAGCUCGAACCUAGAAAGAUCCCAAAGGACAGUGGCAUCACAAAAAGAGCCUCAGCUGACGUGUUAGAACAGAGCUGUGUAAUAAAAGGGCACAUGGUGAUGGAUGGAAAACCCACUCUGCUUGGUCUUAAUUUAUACUGGUUUGCUAGAGCCUUACUCUUUUGCAUAAUAAAUAACUUUAGUGAAAA
Messenger RNA from Dama dama (fallow deer), 1755 nucleotides. RefSeq names its product CD247 molecule (gene CD247). NCBI's taxonomy places the organism in Eukaryota, Metazoa, Chordata, Mammalia, Artiodactyla, Cervidae. Gene Ontology annotation, molecular function: transmembrane signaling receptor activity. Bases 157 to 654 code for a protein of 165 amino acids. Gene Ontology annotation, biological process: cell surface receptor signaling pathway. The transcript is spliced from 8 exons. The record is from RefSeq and is a predicted model, not a curated record. Gene Ontology annotation, cellular component: membrane.